This is a messenger RNA of Pleuronectes platessa (European plaice), 5222 nucleotides long. It is a transcript of the gene rimkla, whose product is annotated as ribosomal modification protein rimK-like family member A. Bases 1 to 1206 code for a protein of 401 amino acids. Gene Ontology annotation, cellular component: cytoplasm. The record is from RefSeq and is a predicted model, not a curated record. The transcript has 5 exons. NCBI's taxonomy places the organism in Eukaryota, Metazoa, Chordata, Actinopteri, Pleuronectiformes, Pleuronectidae. Gene Ontology annotation, biological process: protein modification process. Gene Ontology annotation, molecular function: ligase activity, forming carbon-nitrogen bonds; ATP binding; metal ion binding.
AUGUGUUCCAGGGUUUGGUUCGUGACCGACCGGCGCAUCAGCCAGGAGUAUCCCCAAGUCCAGAUCCUCCGGGCGCUGAAGGAGCGCUGCGCCGACGAGGAUGUGGAAUUCCGCUCCCUCCUCAUGGAUCAAAUCGUGCUCACAAUCACCGAUGGUCAAUUGGGUCUGCGAGUGGAGCAGGAACUGGUGACGUCUUAUCCACAGGUGGUGGUGGUGCGGGUGCCCACGCCCUGGGUGCAGUCAGACAGCGACAUCACUGUGCUGCGCCACCUGGAGAAGAUGGGCUGUCGGCUGAUCAACCGGCCCCAGGCGAUACUCAACUGUGUCAACAAGUUCUGGACCUUUCAGGAGCUGGCCGGCCACGGGGUGCCUCUUCCUGACACCUUCUCCUACGGCGGGCAUGACAACUUCCGUAAGAUGAUUGACGAAGCUGAGCCGCUGGGCUAUCCGGUGGUGGUGAAGAAUGCACGGGGCCACAGAGGGAAGGCGGUGUUCCUGGCACGGGACAAGCACCACCUCACAGACCUGUGCCACUUGAUCCGCCAUGACACGCCCUACCUGUUUCAGGAGUACGUCAAGGAGUCGCACGGCCGCGACGUGAGGGUGGUCCUGGUGGGCGGCCGUGUCAUCGGCUCCAUGCUACGCUGCUCCACUGAUGGUCGAAUGCAGAGCAACUGCUCCCUGGGUGGUGUAGGUAUGAUGUGCCCCCUGAGCGAGGAGGGAAAGCAGCUAGCCAUAGAGGUAUCCAACAUCCUGGGCAUGGACGUGUGCGGCAUUGACCUGCUGCAAAUGAACGACGGCUCGUUUGUGGUCUGCGAGGCCAACGCCAACGUGGGCUUCAUCGCCUUCGACCAGGCCUGCGGCAUGGACGUGGCGGGCAUCGUCGCAGACUUUGCCCUGUCGAUGCUCCCCAGCCGGCUCACCCGUAAGAUGUCCCUGCUCUCCGUCGUGUCAAGCACCAGUGAGACCAGCAGUGAGCCCGAGGUGUGCCCUGUGCCCGCUGGCGGCGGCUCGCUGCCUGAGGCCGUCUGCAACAUGAGCGUGGGCUCUACUUCCAGCGAGAGCGACCCGGAGCUGGCUGAGCCCUCCCAGUCCUCGCCCCGCCAGUCCACAGGCCCCGACUUGGCCGAUCUUCCCGGCCUCCCGGAUCCAGCCUACAACUUCAACACCCUCCUCGCCAAUGAGAUCAAGUUAUUGACUGAGUGAGAUUCAAGCGGCUUCAUGCACACACUAACACCACAAAUACACAUUAAAAACAUGCAUACACACGCCUGUAUGCAUGGCAACCGACAUUCCUUAACACAUAUCGGUCCAAUUUUUUUUUUCAAAACAUGGGAUGUUGAUCGCAAACCGGCAACACAAUAAAACAGAACACGAUGUCAGACGCAACAAGAGAAACACAAACAAACCAAAACAUGAGCCAUCUCCUGCAAAGAUCUGAGGCUGCUCCCCUGACUCUCCCGUCUGUGCACCUCUACUCCCAAACUGCAACCCCCACAAAACAAGCCUAGCUUACACUGCAGCAUGGUGGUGAGAUAUAGUACUCAAGAUAACUGCUAAAUGCCUCUUCUAGUUUUUGCUUUGAAGAAUAGCGAGGGUGAAGGUUUUUGGUUGGGUGUGGGAUUCCCAUAAUAAAGGCAUGCACAUGCCGUGUUUUUAAUCCUCACAGUUCAGUAACAUCAUUUUAAGGAGAAUUUAUGUUGACAUAAAAAAAGCUUUUUGUGCUGUGACUGUGGUCAGGUUUGGUGGAUUGGAGGCAAAAUGAAGUUUUUUUUAAAUUUGUUUCCUAAGUGGUUAGCUCCUUGUGGUCGGCACAUUAUACCUUCAGCUCCAAUGUAGCAACGUUGUGCUUCUGUCAAGUCAACGUAACUGGAUGGCAACCAUCCUACAGCUACUGGAGAAGUAGGGAAUUCAUGUGAAGGUUUCAUUAUAAUCUGAGUGAGAGAGAUGAAUCCACCCUUCGCUACAUCCUAUAUGUCAUACAUGUCAUAUGUCGUGAAUCCAGCUCAACCAGAAUGUAUACCCACUUUUUACCAGGUUAAGAAUCCAAUCAAUUCAUUGUCGUGUUGAUUUGAAAUACAGUGAGACUCUCUCUGCCUUAACAUUAAGGUCACAUGAAUAAAUCUAAUGUUAAAAUCCAUUAAAUCCCAGUUUAAAAUGGCUGGUAUUGAAAUGUAGUUGGAGCUGCUGCAUUGACAGUGAAUAAAAGGCUGAUGAUGUGUGCUCACUAAUUACCUUUUAAGCAUAAAUAAGAAUAUUAUUUAUGCAGUUUACAGACCCAUAGUCCUUCUGGGGGCUGACAUGGUGUCCAUUCAUUAGUUCUCUGUUCACUGUGAAUGAAGCAGGCUCCUGCUAAUGUGAAACUGCCCUAAUCUGUGCAAGGUAGUUAAACUACCGAAUAGCAGUUCUGUUUUUAGAGUCAAAGCCCUUUUUUCUUUUCUUUUAUAGCUUGUUUGAUUAGCCUUACCUGCAGCGGCAGUCUGUGGCUGCCUUUUAAAAUCCAUUCAAUGUCUAGCACUUUAUGACAAACAGAUGCAUUUUUAUGUUCUCACUCAGACGACACAUUUUUAGGAAACAGGAGACAGAGUUUUGAAACCUGCUUCGACACCGGCAAGCGAAAUAUACCUCAAAAACAGUGACAGUUCACUGCCAUAGAACGACUGAUAUUCAAACAUACAGUACAUAUCAGCCAGGAUCCUUGUGGUUUUCAAAUGGCCCCUGAUUUACCAGCUGUUCCCUCUCCUGUCUCAGAACUACAAAGGUAGUUGUUUAUUAUUUUUUUAUUGCUUUGUAGCUUUUUGUAAAUACCUAGGUAGUGAAUUAACUUCCGUGCAUGCUAGAAGUCAGCCGAUGAACUGGAAUGGCUGCAGUAGUUGCCAACAUAGAACAUUUCACAAGCUUUUGUGGACAAACGUAUUUGUACAGACCUGGAACACAGAGAGGAUCCAAUUGAAAGUUGGUGCUACGAUUUCUGAAUUUGGUUAGAUGUGAUUUCUCAGUCAUGAUCUGUAGAUUUUACUUUUAUUGUUUUUACCUUGUUUUUGUUUUGUCCAUAAAAUAUGUUGGCAUGACAUAUUUUUUGGGCAUGGUAGAAAUAAAAAAUGGAAUAUAUAUUUUUGCUGUCUCUUUGAAUAGAAUGUUACUUUUUCUUUCCUCAGGGGAAAAAAAAAAACACUAAAAACAGGGAUUUCAGUGGCCAAGAGUUUACUGCUUAUGGUUUUCUGUUCCUCCUGAUUUACCUCCUAUGCGUCCUCUGACAUAUCAACACAGAGGCAGGGUUUCUCCGGGGUAACCGCCAUUCAAUGAGAAUCGUUUCCAGAUCUGAUCAAAAGCACAAAUUCAAAACCAACUGUAAACUGUGCCACAUAGUAACGUCCACGUUUUCGGCUUGUACCCCCUUUCCUUUUACACACAACUCAGGGAAGCAGCCCGGAUCUCACCCCUGACCCCCAAAGGCACGACAGAUCCAUCCAAGCUCGACACAUAUCAGAAACAAAACACACCUACAGGCAGACAAAAAGACACACAAACGGCAAUGAAGAAAAAGUUGUAAACUACAGUAUAAGACAAUGUGGUGUAUACCAUGGUUAACAUGCACUUUUUUCCCCUGCUUGUUUUAUAUCGUUCCUUGUUUUCUUCCUAAUUUAUGGUAUUUUUAAAGAAAAAAAGUGGUUUGUGUGCACUAAUAUUGUCUCAAUAAAGUGAAACCGCUGUGAAGCUUGAUUUUAUUUCUCUUCUUUGUAGCCCAAUCUACUAACUGUCUGGAAUCUAAAAAGGAGGCCUGCUUGAGGGGGCUAAAUCGAAACCUACCAGACAACAGGAAAAAGCAGCUUUUAGUCAAGCCUGCUGUCAAGUGAUCCCAGUGGCUCCACUGAUAGAAUAACAUCAUUUUACACUACUGUGAUGUUGUCCUCUAUCAAUUAAUCAAAGUAUCUGACAAAGAAACUGUGAAAUCUGCUGAUGUCAAUUCUCUGACGUGCAGGGGCCGGUGAGCUUGAUCACUAAGUCUCGUCCCAACAUCCGAGUUUCUCUUCAGUUGUUGUCGUCCCCUUUUUCUUUUUUUUAAGUGUCUGUCUUUGUGUAUCAUUCCACUUUGUGUACAUGAGUGUAAAUCAAAGAUCUCAUAUCCUCUUUGAGAAACGCCAGCCAUAAGAACGGACAAAAUGCCCAUUUCUCUCUCACACAUUGAAAUAUGUAUUUUAUACAUCAUCCGCAUGUAGACAGAACACGUCUACCCACUGAAGGUUCAUUUAAAUGUGCCCGAACCACUUUCAAAAUGCCUUUUCAUUGUCUGGUUUCCUUUGGGAACAUUGAUUUGAGGACCCUUGUCGGGUCAGGCUCCCGGUUCAUGGGGGUUUCUUUCUAUACCUCACCGGCCGUGAAGAAGUGGAUCCAAGGCAUGGAAGUUGUUGAAAGAAACGGGGGCACCACAUGGUAGCGACACAGGGAAACGAGAAAUGUGCGUUAAUUCUAAAGUUACUAAGACUGUAUUUGCCUGUGUGGUGCUUGGCCAGCCUGGAAUGAAUAUGUAGGAACAUCUGGACUAGUCACUGUGUAUGACAACACACCAGAGCACAAGGUCGCUAUUUAACUCCAAACUGCUGCUAAUGUAUAUUUGGCUCAAAAAAUUAAAAAGGGAAUAUGACGAGAUCCAAGUGUUUCCGUGAUUUGUUGCCUCACAACACAUGAAAAUGAAUCUGAAUGCCAAAAAUAAGAAUUUUGUUGUAUAAUUCAGUACUAAUAACACUUGUAGUGAGAUGAUUUUAAAAUUCUUUGUUUUGAUAUAAAGAGUAAAUGUUUGAGAAUUGUAUAAAAUAUGUUGGAUUUCAUGGCAAUCAUCAGGUACAUUUUAUGUCAAUGUGUUUUGAAAACCUGAGGUUUGCUGAAAGGUUUACAAUCUGCUUUUAUUUGCAGGAGGAAAAUCCAAUGUUUAUGCUUCACUGAAAUCAUGCAGCUCUCUGUUGAUGACAUGUAGAUAUUAGAAAUCUUCAAUCUGCAAAUGGUGAACUGAAGAAGAGGUCCUGAGCUGCUACAAUGAGCAAAAGCAUUGCGUUACAAAAGGUCUCAGUGAAUGCCCUCACCAUUAUUCUCUGUAUAAUUCUGACAGUGUUACAAAAUGGAUCCCAAAAUAAUGUCAUUGACAGAUGUGCAAACUGCUGUAAAUAUAUAUCCCUCUUUUUUUAGAUUAAAAUAAAGAUGAGUCAUUAUUCAAAACUGAUAAA